ACGGCCUGUUCUAAACCACUGCGCACGCGCCAUGCGGUCCUUAACGACUCGGCUCCGCCCUUCUUUCGUAACUCUAGGGCUCGCCAGGCGCUCACCUCCACUGCGCCGCGCAAUCCUUACUCCCGCCCUCGUAAUCCCGCAACAGGUCUCUGAUUGGUUACCUGGCCUCGCGGCCUGCGUGGACGGUGAUUGGCUAGUGGUUCCGUCCAAUCGGCGGCGGGCUGUCGGAUUCAAAUCCAGAGCGUUGGGCCUGCGGUCGUUGGCCUCAUUCGAGUCGUUGCGCCGGCCCUGGGCGGACGUGUAGCUCCUUGCGCCCCAUUUCCUGCUCCCGUCUUCUCCUCCGCGCGCCGGCAGGAUGGCCCACAAGCAGAUCUACUACUCGGACAAGUACUUCGACGAGCACUACGAGUACCGGCAUGUCAUGCUACCUAGAGAACUCUCCAAACAAGUACCAAAAACUCAUCUGAUGUCUGAAGAGGAGUGGAGGAGACUUGGUGUCCAACAGAGUCUAGGUUGGGUUCAUUACAUGAUUCAUGAGCCAGAGCCGCAUAUUCUUCUCUUUAGACGACCUCUUCCAAAAGAACAGCAAAAGUGAAGUGCAGCUGGGAUCGCCUAAUCCUUUUCAAAUUUAUUGUAUAUGUGUAUAUAAGGUAGUAUUCAGUGAAUACUUGAAAAAUGUACAAAUCUUUCAUCCAUACCUGUGCAUGAGCUGUAUUCUUCACAGCAACAGAGCCCAGUUAAAUGCAACUGCAAGUAGGUUAUUUUAAGUUGUUCAAGAUAAAUUUCCUUGUAGUGUUUUCUUAAUAUAAGUAGUGCCUGUUUUACUUUGCUGUUACUUUUGUUAAAUAAAGUUUGUAUGUUGCAUUUA
Mesocricetus auratus (golden hamster) is the source of this 868-nucleotide messenger RNA. It is a transcript of the gene Cks2, whose product is annotated as CDC28 protein kinase regulatory subunit 2. Gene Ontology annotation, biological process: regulation of mitotic cell cycle. The record is from RefSeq and is a predicted model, not a curated record. The transcript has 3 exons. Gene Ontology annotation, cellular component: cyclin-dependent protein kinase holoenzyme complex; SCF ubiquitin ligase complex. Bases 356 to 595 code for a protein of 79 amino acids. Lineage: Eukaryota; Metazoa; Chordata; Mammalia; Rodentia; Cricetidae. Gene Ontology annotation, molecular function: protein kinase binding; ubiquitin binding; histone binding.